AUGUUCACCCUCGAGCCCGCUUUGGAAGCCCUUUCCGACUCUGACUCGGUGCUUCGUGGUGCAAAAGAUGCCGUUGUCGUCACCGAGACAGCCUACUUAAGCGACGAGGCGCAGGAGACCUCUGGACCUUCUAGUGACUUUGCCGUUGAAGAUAAUACAACAUGCAUUGUUGGCAUGGCUUGCCAUCUCCCUGGUGGAAUCACCUCACCAUCAGGGCUUUGGGACUAUGUCUACAACAAGAAAUCGGCCCAAUGCACUGUACCGCUGGAUCGGUACAACAUUGAGGGUUUCUAUCACAAAGAUGGCAGCAGGGCUGGUGUCAUGAGCGUAGAUGGCGGAUACUUUAUCCAAGAAGAUGUUCGCAACUUUGAUGCCUCCUUCUUUGGUAUCAACAACCUCGAGGCGUCUUACAUGGAUCCCCAGCAGCGAAAGCUGCUUGAGGUGGUGUAUGAGUGCUUUGAGAACGCCGGUCUGUCGAUGGAAGAUGUGUCCGGCUCCAACACGGCGGUGUUUGUCGGCAACUUUACGGUGGACUAUUCGGUCAUGCAGUCUCGUGAUACAGAUUAUGUGCACCGGUUAGCCGCUACGGGUGGCGGCACGUCGAUCAUGUCGAACCGCAUCAGCCAUGUCUUUAAUCUCCAUGGCCCAAGUUUCACUCUGGAUACUGCCUGUUCAUCCACCAUCUACGCUCUCCACCAGGCUGUGAACGCCAUCAAGAAUGGCGACUGCGAUGCUGCCAUUGUUGCGGGAGCUAACCUGAUCACAUCUCCUGAACAGCACUUUGGAACAGCAAAGGGUGGCUUUCUCUCUCCCACUUCAGCAUGCCACACGUUCGACAUCUCAGCAGAUGGCUAUGCACGCGCCGAAGCUCUCAAUGCCAUUUACAUUACAAGGCUGUCAUCCGCAAUCAAGAGUGACCGCAAGAUCCAUGCUGUCAUCCGUGGAACAGCCAUCAAUGCCAACGGCAAGACUCCCGGAAUCACUUUACCAGAUGCCAAGAUGCAGGCAGCGGUCAUCAGAAAGGCCUAUCAAAUCGCAGGGCUUUCGUUUUCUGACACGGACUAUGUCGAAUGCCACGGAACUGGGACUCCGGUUGGCGAUCCUAUAGAAGUGGAUGGCAUCGCGGCCUGUUUUGCAGGUCGCGAGGGUGAGCCUCUGAGAAUUGGAUCUGUCAAAACAAACAUGGGCCACAGUGAAGCAGCCAGUGGUUUGACAUCCAUCAUCAAAGUGGCUCUUGCUUUCGAGCACGGCGUGAUUCCACCUACAUACGGUGUGAAGAACUUGAACCCCAAGUUGAGACUCAAAGAGCGUAACAUGAAGGUGUUGACCGAGAAUGAGGCCUGGCCCAGAGCACUUCGUCGGGCCGGUGUCAAUUCCUUCGGCUACGGAGGUGCCAACGGCCAUGUCAUCCUCGAGUCUAUUGACAGCUACUUCGUCGGUUCGCUGGUCUCCUCUCCUAUCACCAAAGCUUUGCCUUCUCCCUAUCAAUCCGACAAGGAUCAGGUGUUUGUACUGCCCUUUUCCGCUUCAUCAAGCAAGUCGCUGGAAGCUCGCCGUAAACAGGCCAUCGAGGCGUUGGAAAAUACCGAGGCCAACGAGGCGAAGGCACUCGCUAUCGCGAUGAGCAAACGGCAGACCAAGAUGCGCCUGCGAGACUACAUUCUUGUUUCUGCAACACCUGGCUCUCAACCGACCUUGUUAAAGAUCGCUGAUGUUGGCGACAAGGCUGGUUCAGGCGCACAGCCUCUCCCAUUUGGGUUUGUCUUCACAGGCCAAGGUGCUCAAUAUGCCAACAUGGCCAAGGAACUCAUUGAGCAGGACCUCCAUUUCUUGGCAAGCAUUCGAGAUCUCGACGAAGUCCUGCAGAGUCUGCCCGCCGAGUACAAGCCUUCCUGGACCUUGGAGGAGACGAUUCUCGAUAAACCCUCAGAGAGCAAGAUCAACGACGUGACUCGCAGCCAGCCGAUUUGCACCGCCGUCCAGAUUGCUCUGGUCAAUACACUCCGUAGCUGGGGAAUCACUCCAACGGCUGUCAUCGGUCACUCUUCUGGCGAGAUUGCUGCUGCGUAUAGCGCCGGGCAUUUGACUGCAGCUGAGGCCAUUGUGGCAGCAUACUUCCGAGGCUUUGCUGUUGGACAACUACAGUCUCGUGGCUGCAUGAUGGCCGCAGGAAUUACACCAGAGAGCGCCAACGACUUGAUUGACAAGCUUGGCCUGAAAGAAGUACGAGUUGCUUGCGUGAAUGCUCCCGAAAGUGUUACGCUUAGCGGUGCUCUCAAGGAUAUCGAUGCUCUUCAGGCAGAGCUGCAGAAAGAGGGCAAGUUUGCUCGCAAGCUUGAGACGGGCGGCCGUGCGUAUCAUUCGCAUAUGAUGGCUGAGAUUGGCGACUUAUAUGAGUCUCUUGUUACUCCCUAUAUUACUACCAAAACCGCCGCAGAUAUGGAUGCCGCAAUGUUCUCUACUGUCGGUCACUCGCCCGAUGACUUGGAGGCCAUCGAGCUCAAGGCCAACAUGGCAUCCUAUUUCCGAAGGAACCUUGAGCAGCCAGUGCAGUUCAGCGCAGGCUUGACGGCCAUGAUCACAGGUCAAAAGCAUCAUCUGAUUGAGAUUGGCCCUCAUUCAGCUCUCAAAGGCCCCAUCCAACAGAUUCGGACCAGUGCCAAGCUCGACAAGGAAGCUAUUCCCUACUCUCCAACGCUCGUCAGAAAGGAGAAUGCCUACUUGUGCCUGAAGAAGCUUGCUGGAACGCUCUUCUCCUACGGUCACAACUUGGACUGGCACGCUGUGAAUGGCGUCUCGCGGUAUCGCGCACUUCCCACUCCGCCCCUCGCGUCGUAUCCCUGGGAUUACUCCAAGCCCCUACCAUGGCACGAGCCUCGAGCCAGCAUUGAGCACCGUCUCAGAAAACACAUCCGCCACGAGCUUCUUGGAACGCGAGCUACGGCUGGUAAUGGCAUUGAGUGGUGUUGGCGCAACAUCCCGCGCAUGUCCGAGAUGCCGUGGCUGCGCGAUCACAAGCUCGGCGAGACACAAGUUGUUCUUCCUGGGGCGGCUUACAUGGCCAUGGCAAUUGAAGCUCUCUCCCAAGUCCAAGACAUCAAGGGUAAGCUGAUUGCUGGUGAACCAUUUUCCUUUGAGUUCGAGAAUGUCAAUAUCAGCGCAGCUUUCGUCGUGCCUGAGGAGAGCGACGCCGAGGCGGAUAACACUGAGCUUCACACGGUUAUGUCUCGACGUAAGAUCUCGACCGCAAACACUUCUGGUGAUUGGCAUGAGUUUUCCAUCUCUUCUUGGGUAUCCGGCAUUACGACGCUGCACUGCAUGGGCAGCAUUCGACUUGCUGAGCCGAAACUGAAGCCUGAAGACGGAUCGGUUCUUAUUCCUGACAACGGGCAUGAAGUCUGGGGCAUGAGUCGCUGGUACAAGAAAGCAAAGGAAGAGGGCCUCAACUUUGGACCUUCAUUCCAGUCACUCACCAGUCUACAUACUGACGGUAACCGAGUAUCGACGGAUUCCAUUGCCACGACAUUGCUUGAUCCGCCGUCUGCAGCUGCCACUGGCAUGUUCUACGCCACGCAUCCGAUUACAAUUGAUGCUUGCUUCCAGGCUGCCAUAAUGGGUGGUACUGCUGGAAACAUCAACACUCUACGGGCUUACGUGCCGGUCUUUAUUACCAGCUGCUCGAUUCAGAUCCCCAAGGGCGGCGCUGCUAGCCUCGGUAGUGAAGAGGUCAGAAUUCACUCCCGCAUGGAAAAGACUGGGUUCUCUACUCGGGCAGUCGCUUUUACGCUUCGACUUCCUGAUGGCACACCAGCCAUUGACAUGCCACAUCUGAGGAUGAACGCGUAUACUGGAAAGGCCCCCGUUGAGCCUGAGACGAGCAUCUACCUCCAGCGCCAGCCCUGUCUUCGUGUCCAAUGGAAACCCGACGUGCUACGUCUUCAGCCAGAGUCUGGGGCCGCCAUUCAAGAGUAUAUCGCCUCUUUUGCGGCUUAUCAGUCAGAGGAUCUAAACGACAAUGGCGCCCUCAUAGUCUUUGCUGCUCUACUCGACCUCUACGCUCACAAGGUCCCUCGCAUGAGCGUGCUCGAGCUGGGACAAGAUCGGUGUUGGACUCCCAAGGAUUGCCAGUCAAUUCUAGGCAAAGAUACCGCGUUCCCACGUUUCCGACUAUGGAAUGAUGGAAAGCUUGGUGAUGAUGGCAAGAUUAUCGUUGAGAACACCAAGUACUCUGGGCAGUACGACGUCGUUCUGAUUCCGCAUGUUUCCGUCUCCAGGAAACUCUGGCCCAGAGCUGCAGACAAUAUCUUAUCGCUGGUUUCUGACGAUGGCAUCAUCAUCACCCGCCGGACCAAAGAUGCCGUUUCUGCUCUGCAGGAUGCGGGUUUCAUGUUAAUGCAACUUUCGAACGAGACUCUUAUUGCAGUACGCGGCCCCAAGCAGACAGAACUGGAACACAAGAAGGUGAUCAUCAUCAAGCCCAGUCAAUCUUCUUCAUCAAUAGCUCUUCUAGCGACCGCCGUGGAAGCUCACCUGAGGAACUCUGGCGUUGUGCACGCCAGGAUAUUAACCCUCGACAGCAUCGCGUCUGCCAGCCUCAACGAGCACGUCACCUGCGUGUCUCUCCUGGAGAUGGAGCACGAAUUCCUCGCCACCAUCAGCAGCGAGGACAUGGACCGCUUCCGCAAUGUCACAGACAAUGUCGGUAGCCUCUUGUGGCUGACCGGAGCAAAUAUGCUCUCUGCUCCCAACCCGGACCUCACAUUGUCCAGCGGCCUCUCCCGCGCCCUGAUGCUGGAACAACCAGCCCUGCGAUACACCAUCUUAGAUGUCGGCGCGGAUAUUUCGAAGCCCAACUACGUAGAUUUCAUCUGCAACAACGUCACAGCGGCUUUGACAUUCCGCUAUGACACAGACGACAAAGAAUUCAUCCAGAAAGAUGGAGUCCUCUACAUCAGCCGCUUUGCUCCCGACGUCGAACUCAAUGCUCUCUUCCGCCAACGCAUGAGCCCAGACACCAUGAAGCUUGUUCCCCUUGGAGAAGUUGGUCCGGCGAAGCUUUCAAUUGGCCAAGUCGGCAUGACGGAUACAAUUCACUUCCAACAAGUCUCAGAGCGAAAAACUGCACCUCCAGCCGGCUUCGUGGACGUCGAGCUUCGUGCCGUGGGCCUCAAUGCAAAGGACGUUUACGCUCUCAAUGGCCGUGCCGAAACUCGCUCCGCCACGACAGCGCUCGACUUUGGAGGCGUCGUCUCAGCGGUCGGAGCAGAUGUCGAACAUCUCAAGGUGGGAGACAGAGUCGCUGGCUUUGUUCCGAACCACUUCGGCACGAGGGAGCGGGUUCCUGUGCAGGCUGUACAUAAGAUGUUGCCGGAGGAGGAGUUUGCUGUCUUGCCAACUCUCCUGACCGUGUACUGCACCGCUCUGGUUGCCCUCCAAGAUCGGGCUCAUCUUCGAACUGGGGAGACCAUCUUGAUUCACUCCGGAGCCGGCGCCUUUGGUCUCGCCGCCAUCAUCAUGGCCAAGCACAUGGGCGCCACCGUUUUCGCAACAGUCGGCUCACAGUCGAAGCGCGACUAUCUCGUCAAUGAGAUGGGCGUGCCGUCUGAAAACAUCUUUCACUCGCGCAGCGCCUCUUCCAUGGACGACAUACUCGCUGCCACCGGUGGUCGAGGCGUGAAUGUCAUUGUCAACUCCCUGGUUGGCGAUCUCAUGCACGCUUCUUGGUCCUGCAUUGCUCCCUUUGGACGCUUUGUCGAGAUUGGAAAGCGCGAGCUCAUCGACGCGGGCAAGCUUGACAUGCGUGUCUUUUUGAAGAACGCGACAUUCACGGCGUUUGACUUGUCCGAGUUCUUCUAUGCUGAAGAGAGCUACUACCAGGAUGUGGUUUACGGCUACACUGCCCAAGUCAUCGAAAUGUACCGCGCGGGCAUCAUCAAAGCCUCGCCUAUCGCGACUUUUGACGUUGCCGAUAUUGGCCAAGCUUACAGAUACUUCGGCAACAAAGACCGAGUGGGCAAAGUCGUCAUCUCGCUGGAGAAUCCCAACAGCCUGGUCCAAGUCGUUCCCUCGCCAUACCAAUCCGUCUUCGAUCCGGACAAGACGUACCUGCUCGUGGGCUGCCUCGGCGGUCUCGGCCGCAGCCUCAGUCGCUGGAUGAUGUCUCGCGGCGCCCGCAAGUUCUGCUUCCUUGGACGCUCGGGAUGCGAUAAGCCCAGUGCCGCUGAGCUGGUGAAGCGCCUCCGCGAUGCCGGCGCCCACGUGACUGUUGUCCGUGGCGAUGUUUCAAACGAGGAUCAUGUUCGCGAAGCUGUUGCGGCCUGUGCAAAGGAUGGGCCGAUUGGCGGCGUUGUUCAAGCUGCCAUGGGCCUCAGCGAAGCGCUGUUCUCUGUCAUGACGAACAAGGCAUGGCACACUGGGAUUCAGCCCAAGUGGAAGGGCUCCUGGAAUUUGCACAAUGCUCUUGAGGGUCAUGAUGAGCAACUCGACUUCUUUCUCCUGACGUCGUCCAUCUCUGGCAGCUGCGGCACCGCCACGGAGAGCAAUUACUGCGCUGCCAACGGCUUCCUCGAUUCCUUUGCCAGGUGGCGUCGCUCUCAAGGCAAGCCCGCGGUUUCUGUCGGGCUCGGUAUGAUAUCAGAGGUUGGAUAUCUCCACGAGAAUCCGGACAUUGAGGCCAUGCUGCUCCGUAAGGGAAUCCAGCCGCUCAACGAGGACGAGUUCCUACAGGUCCUUGACUAUGGCAUUUCCGGCCCCGGUAGUGACGGCGAGUUUAUUCGAGGCGUUCCCAUGACGAACGAGUCUGCGCAUAUACUGACGGGUCUGGAGUCGUAUGGCGUCCGCAAGCUGAUGGCUCAAGGCUUCGAAGUCAACAACGGCGUCAUGGAUGAGUCUCGCACUUCCAUCCUUGCCGCAUCUCUACUCUCAGAGAAAGAUGCCAAGGAGGAUGAGAAGGGUGCUGAUGUCGGCCAGCUCCUCGCCGCCGCCGAAUGGGUCAAGGACGUCCCUAAAAGCGCGCUGUCUAUGCUCAUGCCUGAUGCGAGCGCGCCCACCAUGCUGGAAGCUAUCCUGCGCUUGACGAAGAGGCGCUUCAGCAACUUGAUCCUAAUGCAACUGGAUGCGGUCGAUGACAGUGCUCCGCUGCCUUCUUUUGGUGUUGAUAGUAUGCUGGCCGCAGAGUUCCGGACGUGGUUCUUCAAUACGUUCAAGAUUGACGUGCCGUUUCUUGACAUUGUCAGUCCGCAAAAGUCUCUGCGUACGCUGGCGGAGUUUGUUGAGGAGAAGCUUGUUGCCAGCUGGUCUGGCUAA
Molecule: messenger RNA, 7305 nt
Organism: Trichoderma citrinoviride
Lineage: Eukaryota; Fungi; Ascomycota; Sordariomycetes; Hypocreales; Hypocreaceae
Product: polyketide synthase
Exons: 6
Coding region: 1-7305 (2434 amino acids)
Biological process (GO): secondary metabolite biosynthetic process; fatty acid biosynthetic process
Molecular function (GO): 3-oxoacyl-[acyl-carrier-protein] synthase activity; oxidoreductase activity; fatty acid synthase activity
Source: RefSeq, a predicted model, not a curated record